Molecule: messenger RNA, 591 nt
Organism: Varanus komodoensis (Komodo dragon)
Lineage: Eukaryota; Metazoa; Chordata; Lepidosauria; Squamata; Varanidae
Product: transmembrane 4 L6 family member 1-like
Exons: 5
Coding region: 1-591 (196 amino acids)
Cellular component (GO): membrane
Source: RefSeq, a predicted model, not a curated record
AUGGGUACUGGAAAGUGCUCCAAAGGCAUCGGGAUUGCUCUGCUUCCGCUUGCUGUCUGUGCCAUUAUUUCCAACCUCCUGCUCUACUUCCCCAACGGAGAAGUGCUGGAACCGCGCAGGAUCACUGACCUGGUCUGGUUUUUCCAUGGUAUUCUGGGAGCUGGAAUACUGGUUUUCUUGCCAGCAUUUCUAAUGUUGGGUGUAGGUGGACCAGGUUGUUGUGCCAACAAAUGUACGGUGGUGCUCUCCAUCCUCUUUGCUAUCUUGGGGGCUGCUGGAGGAGUCUACUGUGUGAUCAUCUCAUCCUUGGGGCUGAUCAGUGGUCCCCUCUGUGACGUCGGUGGGGAUGUGUACAUCUACCCUUUCAGGAAUGACACUUGGGUAGACAACUAUCUGUUUAACCAGACAAGCUGGAGCAUUUGCAAAACCCCUGAAAACAUUGUCCUUUGGAACACGAUUCUGUUUUCCCUCCUGUUGGCCAUCGGAACAGCAGAAGCGAUCCUCUGCCUCGCUCAGCUUGUCAACGUGCUUGUGGGGGCCGUAGGCAGCUCAUGCUUGCGGAAAAGGAAGACCGAUAUCGCAGGCGUGUGA